Messenger RNA from Neopelma chrysocephalum (saffron-crested tyrant-manakin), 5486 nucleotides. RefSeq names its product glutamate metabotropic receptor 5 (gene GRM5). The coding region runs from base 612 to 4343 and encodes 1243 amino acids. Gene Ontology annotation, molecular function: adenylate cyclase inhibiting G protein-coupled glutamate receptor activity; G protein-coupled receptor activity involved in regulation of postsynaptic membrane potential. The transcript has 12 exons. NCBI's taxonomy places the organism in Eukaryota, Metazoa, Chordata, Aves, Passeriformes, Pipridae. The record is from RefSeq and is a predicted model, not a curated record. Gene Ontology annotation, cellular component: postsynaptic density membrane. Gene Ontology annotation, biological process: regulation of synaptic transmission, glutamatergic; trans-synaptic signaling by endocannabinoid, modulating synaptic transmission; G protein-coupled glutamate receptor signaling pathway.
CGUGCCAGAGAGCAGCAGGCAGAGCCCGGGGCUGGCAGGCUGCUUGGUUUCCUGAAGGGAUCUAUGCCACUUGGUGGCACUAAAAAGUUGCGCUGAAGCCCGGUGCUCCUCCGUACGAAAAGCCUCCUAGACCCCAGCCCAGACCCGCAGGUGCGGCAGCAGAGCGCCCGGGACCCCAGCACCGCGACCCCAGGGACAGCAAACUUCGGCGAGGGCGGUUCGCAAACGGUAGCCGGGACCGCAGGGAGGCAUUUGAGGAUUAUUCAGCUCCAGAAGGUCUGUGUGAGGAGUGCUAUUCUCUGCCGUGGCUGAAAAUAGGAGGCGCCUACCCCUACCUGGCUUGAUUAUUGCCAUCAAAAGGAUCAGUUUGCCACACUGUGGGAAGAAGCAUUUGCUGCCACGGACAAGGUUAUGAGGAUUAUUACCACAUGUGCAGCUCUGCAUAGGUAUCCACGCGGAGAUGAUGGUGACUCCUUAGAGAAUACAAGCAAACUCCUAACUAAGCAUCAGCAUAGUGCUUUUUUUAUCCAAAAGAUUUGAUAACUGCUUUUUACCAGCUCUCCAACUUUAUUCCAUCAUGCUGUCUCUACCAGCCUAAACGAUUUCCUAAAAUGAUCCUUUUGCUGUUCCUUGCAAUCCUGCUGUUGAAGGAAGAUGUCUGUGGGAACUUUGGGCUUUUGGUUUCAGCACAGGCAAAUGAAAGAAGGGUGGUUGCACACAUGCCUGGUGAUAUUAUCAUUGGAGCUCUAUUCUCUGUCCAUCAUCAACCAACUGUUGACAAGGUUCACGAGAGGAAAUGUGGAGAGGUAAGAGAGCAGUAUGGCAUUCAAAGAGUGGAGGCAAUGUUACAUACCCUUGACAGAAUUAAUUUGGACCCCACACUGUUGCCAAAUAUAACUCUAGGAUGUGAAAUAAGGGACUCCUGCUGGCAUUCUGCUGUGGCUCUGGAGCAGAGCAUUGAGUUUAUAAGAGACUCUCUUAUUUCAUCAGAAGAGGAGGAAGGGAUGGUGCGAUGUGUGGAUGGAACAUCGUCGUCUUUCCACUCCAAGAAACCCAUUGUUGGUGUCAUUGGACCUGGCUCUAGCUCUGUUGCUAUCCAGGUCCAGAACUUGUUGCAGCUUUUCAAUAUACCUCAGAUUGCUUAUUCUGCCACAAGUAUGGACCUAAGCGAUAAAACUCUGUUCAAGUAUUUUAUGAGAGUUGUGCCAUCUGAUGCACAGCAAGCAAAGGCUAUGGUGGACAUUGUCAAACGCUAUAACUGGACCUAUGUUUCUGCUGUACAUACUGAAGGAAACUAUGGCGAAAGUGGAAUGGAAGCUUUCAAAGAUAUGGCAGCCAAGGAAGGGAUUUGCAUUGCACAUUCCUACAAGAUCUAUAGCAAUGCUGGUGAACAGAGCUUUGACAAGCUACUGCGAAAGCUUCGGAGCCACCUGCCCAAGGCAAGAGUGGUUGCUUGCUUCUGUGAAGGCAUGACUGUGAGAGGUCUCUUAAUGGCUAUGAGGCGCCUGGGACUUGCUGGAGAAUUUUUGCUGCUGGGCAGUGAUGGCUGGGCAGACAGGUAUGAUGUGACAGAAGGGUACCAGAAUGAAGCAGUUGGUGGGAUAACGAUCAAGCUCCAGUCUCCAGACGUAAAAUGGUUUGAUGAUUACUACCUACAGCUUCGGCCAGAAACCAACCAUAGAAAUCCAUGGUUUCAGGAAUUUUGGCAGCACAGGUUCCAGUGCCGGUUGGAAGGGUUUCCUCAAGAGAACCCUAAAUAUAACAAGACUUGCACAAGCGAGAUGACUCUGAGGACACAGCACGUUCAGGACUCCAAGAUGGGCUUUGUAAUCAAUGCAAUAUACUCAAUGGCAUAUGGGCUCCACAACAUGCAGUUGUCGCUGUGCCCAGGCUACGUGGGCCUCUGUGAUGCCAUGAAGCCCAUAGAUGGUCGGAAGCUUCUGGAAUCCCUCAUGAAGACUAACUUUACUGGGGUCUCUGGGGACAUGAUCUUGUUUGAUGAGAAUGGUGACUCUCCAGGAAGAUAUGAAAUAAUGAAUUUUAAACAAAUGGGGAAGGAUUACUUUGAUUAUAUCAAUGUUGGCAGCUGGGACAAUGGUGAGCUGAAAAUGGAUGAUGAUGAAAUAUGGGCAGAGAAAAGUAAUAUCAUCAGAUCUGUGUGCAGUGAACCCUGUGAAAAAGGCCAGAUAAAGGUGAUCCGUAAAGGAGAAGUGAGUUGCUGUUGGACCUGCACUCCUUGUAAAGAGAACGAAUAUGUAUCUGAUGAAUACACAUGCAAAGCCUGCCAGCUUGGCUCCUGGCCCAAUGAGGACCUCACAGGUUGUGACCUCAUCCCAGUCCAGUAUCUCAGAUGGGGUGAUCCUGAACCAAUUGCAGCAGUUGUUUUUGCAUGUCUGGGUCUGCUGGCCACCUUGUUUGUUACAGUUAUAUUCAUAAUGUACCGUGAUACUCCAGUCGUCAAAUCAUCCAGUCGAGAACUUUGUUACAUCAUUCUAGCCGGUAUCUGCUUGGGUUACUUGUGCACUUUCUGUCUCAUUGCAAAACCUCAACAGAUUUACUGUUACCUUCAACGAAUUGGCAUCGGCCUCUCGCCAGCUAUGAGUUAUUCUGCUCUGGUAACUAAAACCAACCGCAUUGCAAGAAUCCUGGCUGGAAGCAAGAAGAAAAUUUGUACAAAGAAACCUAGGUUCAUGAGUGCCUGUGCCCAGCUAGUUAUUGCAUUUAUCCUGAUAUGCAUACAAUUAGGCAUCAUUGUUGCCCUCUUUAUAAUGGAACCACCAGAUAUAAUGCAUGAUUAUCCAAGCAUCCGAGAGGUCUACCUGAUUUGUAACACCACCAACUUGGGUGUUGUAACUCCCCUUGGAUAUAAUGGAUUAUUAAUUUUGAGCUGCACCUUUUAUGCGUUUAAGACAAGAAAUGUCCCAGCUAACUUCAAUGAAGCAAAAUAUAUUGCCUUCACAAUGUAUACCACCUGCAUCAUUUGGCUGGCUUUUGUGCCAAUAUAUUUUGGAAGCAACUACAAGAUAAUCACCAUGUGCUUCUCAGUGAGUCUGAGUGCCACAGUGGCCCUCGGCUGUAUGUUUGUGCCCAAGGUCUACAUCAUCCUUGCUAAGCCAGAAAGAAACGUGCGCAGUGCAUUCACCACAUCGACUGUAGUCCGCAUGCAUGUAGGGGAUGGAAAGUCAUCUUCAGCUGCAAGCCGCUCAAGCAGCCUGGUGAACCUGUGGAAAAGAAGGGGAUCAUCCGGUGAAACCCUUAGGUACAAAGGCAGGAGACUGGCUCCCCCGCACAAGUCGGAAAUAGAGUGUUUCACCCCAAAAGGGAGUAUGGGGAAUGGUGGGAGAGCUACAAUGACCAGUGAAGAAUCUGUUUGCAUUCCAGACUGUAAUCGAUCUGAGUCAAGUAGAGAGGAGAAAAAGGUUCCUGUCAAAGAGGAUGCCCUAACAGUCAAAAAGACUGGAAACUGUGUCAGUCUAAUAGUUCCACAGCAAGACUGUCAGCUGCAAGACCUACUCAAACACUCUAACGGGAAAUCAGUUUCCUGGGCCCAGAAUGAGAAAAGCAGCCGAGGAGCACACCUUUGGCAGCGGUUGUCAGUCCAUAUCAACAAAAAAGAGAACCCCAAUCAAACUGCAGUGAUCAAGCCUUUUUCUAAAAGCACAGAUAGUAGCCGACCCAGUAGCAGCGCUACAUUACCUGAGGCUAGUGCCAAAACACUUUACGACGUUUCGGAAGCCGAAGAGCAAUACCCAGCUCAGUACCGACCGCAGACUCCCUCACCUAUCAGCACCUUGAGCCACAGAACUGCCUCCGUUAGCCGAACAGAAGACGAUGUCCCCACCUUCCAGUCAGAACCUCCUCAGCGAAGUAGCUCUUCUCAAGGCUCCCUCAUGGAGCAGAUCAGUAGUGUGGUUACUCGUUUUACAGCCAAUAUCAGUGAGCUGAACUCUAUGAUGCUUUCAACAGCUACUCCAGGGACAAUGGUGGCUGCUCCUCUCUGCUCUUCAUACCUGAUUCCACGUGAAAUCCAGCUCCCUACUACAAUGACCACGCUUGCAGAGAUCCAACCACUUCCUGCCAUUGAAGUCAAUGGCGCUUCACAGUCUGGUAGGAAACCUUCAAAUGACAGCGUCAAAGAAGGCACUUCAGAGACACCAUCAGCCAAGCAAGACCUGGAGGAGUUGGUAGCUUUAACUCCUCCUUCUCCUUUUAGAGACUCCGUUGAUUCUGGAAGUGCAUCUCCCAGCUCUCCAGUUUCCGAAUCAGCUCUCUGUAUCCCAUCCUCUCCCAAAUAUGACACACUCCUCAUCAGAGAUUAUACUCAAAGUUCUUCUUCGCUGUGAAUGUAGUUCAAGACAACAUUGGAUCUCAACAGCUACAAGGAAGUAGUGAGGCAAUAGCCAAGCCUUCAAGAUCUCCAGUGUUUACGCAGAUAGAGUGAGAGGCAUGGGGUCAUCUUGUGAGGAAUGGAGGGGAAGAAGAGGAAUUAUUUGAGAAGUGGAAACAUCAGAUUAAUUAUGCUGAUUUAAAGACAAAAUGACUCUUGGCAGAUUAUCGUGGCCUUAAAAAAACAUGGGCUUUUCAGAAACACUGAAUCUACUUUUGAGGGCUUAUAAGGAGUCUGUUAAUCCAGUUACAUACCAAGUGCUUUGCUUUAGUAUUACAAUGAACUGUGUGUACAAUAUACGGGGCAGGGUGGGAGGGAAACUAGAUUGUAAACAACUGUACAAUGGUUUGUUUGUUUACUCUGAUUCCUUACCCAGAAGUCAACCUUGAUCUUUUAUCAAGAAUAGAAGACCAAACAUUGAAUGUACAUUUUCUAACAGACUCAAAUCUGGGACCAACCUGUCAAGCUUUCUUUUUUUUUUUCUAUGAAGAUCUCAACAAGCAGUAAUGUAUGUUCAAUAACAAUGAAACUUUUUGCUGAAGAAUAUUGUGUCCGUGAUACCUUACACUUGGAUAACACUAAGCUGAGGCUCUGCAGUGAGUGACUGCAAUAUGGAGGGCUUCACAAGUGACUUCUCUACCUACACGUUUGUUUAUGAAAUUCUCUUCUAUCAGUAUCAAAAAUUCAAUUUGUUAACAUUGGAUUCACCUUCACAACAACAAAACCCAAGGAAGAUUUCCUGACUAUUUCACCAUGUUGCCAACUAAUAAUGAAGUAGCAAAAAAUAUUUUCUGGAGUACUGUUUUGUAAUUCCCUUAUCAGGGCAAGUUGUUGAGAUGAAUAUUCUCUUUCUAGCAGCACUACUGAGCUAUAAUAUAGCUGCACUCCCUACUGAAACUAAUACAUUUUUACGGAUGUUCUUAUGCUAACAUUACCAGUUAAAAUACUUAUUCAGAUUCCCACAAUCUUUGCUUGUAAGGAACAGGUAAACACCCUAAGGAUUUUCUCCAUACUUUGAAUGACAGAAUUCUAGGAGACCAAUUUGGAUUAUGAUGAAUGCUUACUGUCAGUGGAAAGGUUGUCACAAUCAUAAUUAAUA